Exophiala bonariae is the source of this 735-nucleotide messenger RNA. RefSeq lists its product as uncharacterized. The transcript has 3 exons. Lineage: Eukaryota; Fungi; Ascomycota; Eurotiomycetes; Chaetothyriales; Herpotrichiellaceae. The record is from RefSeq and is a predicted model, not a curated record. The coding region runs from base 1 to 735 and encodes 244 amino acids. Gene Ontology annotation, molecular function: protein N-terminal-serine acetyltransferase activity; protein-N-terminal-alanine acetyltransferase activity.
AUGGAGGCCGACUGGUCGCGUCUCUCGAAUAUUUUCGUGACGGAGACAUCCAAGCACCCUGAACUCUUCGACUGGCUACCCACGGGUCCGUACGACCAGGAGUCAUACACUCAAACUUUCAACACCGUAGCCCGCAACAACCCAGGAGCCAUCAUUUUCGCGAUCUUGCUGAAGCGGUGGACUGUGCGCAGGGAGAGACGCGCUAACGGUGGACGAGAAGCUGGAGAUGAAAAUGAAGAUGGUGGGGUUGAAGUUUUCGAGGUUGAAGACGGCACAUUUGCGGGCACGAUUGGACUAUUGAACACGGAUUUGGGCCGGUCUAGGACUGAGAUGGGCCAUAUCGUCAUCCUCCCUCGAUUCCAACGAACGUUCGUCGGCACACACGCCCAUGGCCUUCUGCUGCAACACUGCCUGAACCCGUUGUCCUCAGGCGGUUUGGCAUUGCGUCGCGUCCAGUGGCAGGCCAACUCGUUGAACAAGACGAGUAUCCGGGCUGCGCAAAGGAUGGGAUAUCAGCUUGAGGGUAUCAUGCGUUUUGAGAGGGUUGUUCCGGAGGGGAAGGCCGGCGUGAGGGCCGAGGGGGAAGCGGGGGAAGGGAAGAGUAUGCCGAUGGUGGAUGCGAAUGGGCAGAGACUGGGAAACGGGAGGCAUAGUGCUAUGUUGGCGAUUUGUUGGGAUGAUUGGAUGGUUGGUGGUGGGAGGGAGAGGGUGUUGGGUAUGAUGGGGCGAGAUUAA